AAUAACACGGCGUCGAAGGUCUGUGCUUCACGGGCGGCCGCUCGCUGCCCUGAACUCCAAGGUUAACUCCAGACCAGGAAGAAGCUCUUGCAGCUGCGCUCGGGGGCCGGCUCCGGAAAGCUGGAAUUAGGUGCUUCUGAGCAGCUGCAGUAGAUCUGGACGUCGUGGACGUUCACACGAAGUCGAAGCAUGCAGGAGAACAGCCCGGAUCAGCCCACGUCUUUAUCGCAGCUCCUGCGUGAGAGUUACCUGGCCGAGGCCCGAGCUCAUCACCGGCACGGAGAGCCCAGCUGCAUAGACGCUCCUCGCCGGCUGGUCUACGGCACGCUGAAGGAGAAAGCAGACGACUCCGGCGGGAAAGCGGACCCGCAGUUUCCAGACCUGUCUGCUUUCCUGAGCCAGGAGGAGCUGGACAAGAGCGUGGACCUGGCCUGCAAAGCCAUCAGCAGCGACGCUCCCGAGCGCGAGGAGAGAUCCCGCACGCAUCCGCCGCCGAGCCGCCGCGACAGUGCACCUCCGGAAACGGACGCCGCUUCGGAAAGGCCGACGGUCCGGGCCCCCGUCCGAGACGACGCGAUCAGGAGCGCCGCGCCCGAUUUCAAGCGGCCCCCGAGAAGCGCUCCGUACGGCCUGGAGACCCAGUCCAAGAAAGAGUUCCUCAACAAAGCGGCCGAUUUCAUCGAAGAGCUUUCGUCUCUGUUCAAAGCCAACAGCUCCAAGCGGGUCCGGCCCCGCGCUUGCAAGGGCCACCGGAGCCGCUGCCAGAACAAAACCGCGGCCGACGGAGCCUCGUACUCCAUGGACGCAGAGGAUCGCGAGAGACCUAUGGUGCUCGUCCAGCAGACGGAGGAGCCGGCGGGGAACAGCGGAGUCACCGAGGGCCCGCCGGAGACGGAGCCGGGGCCGGCGUGCGAGGAACCUCCUUCGGAGGAGGAACCCGUGUGGGAACCUCCGCGCUUCGUACAGAAACUCAAAAGCAGGGAGGUUCCCGAGGGCAGUAAGGUCCAGCUGGAUUGUAUCGUCAGAGGACUCCCUGCUCCUGAAGUCCGGUGGUUUUGUGAGGGUAAAGAGCUGGAAAACAGUCCCGAUAUUCAGAUCAUCGCUAACGGUGAGCGACACACUCUGAUCAUAGCAGAGGCGUUUGAAGAAGACACGGGCAGAUACUCGUGUUUUGCCUCUAACUUUUAUGGAACAGACUCCACCUCAGCAGAAAUCUACAUUGAGGGAGCGUCUUCGUCAGAUUCUGACGAAGAAAAACAUUUUCAAGCAGAACUUCAUAAAAGUUCUCCUGAGCCCAAACCUGCUGUGGUCUUGGCAGAACCCAACACAUCUGCUGAAGACACCACACCAACUAUAACAUCCACCUUCGACGAACCACCAGCACCUUCUGACUCACUGCCACUGACUGAGCCGAUUACUGACCCAACCUCUAAGCAAGAAGAUACAGAACUUCUGAGUUCCACGGUUGUCAGCUCUGAAAUACCUGUACCAGAACCAACCAUAUCUUUAGCAGAACCAACCGUACCUGUACUAGAACCACCAACGCCAAUAUCUGAGGUGGAGCCCAUUCUAUCUAUUCCUCCACUGACCAUUGCCCCACCAUCACCACCAUCACCUCCAUCCAGCCAAAGUAUCUCCGAUGUACUGUUAACAUCUCAGCCGAGCAUUUCUGAGAAUCUAAAUGGCAGCAGUAGUUAUCUUCAAAGCUUCGAUGUAAGGCCCAUAAUGGCAGCUCCAGUUUUUACGAAGAACCUCCAGGAUGUCCUGGCUGUGGAGAGUCAGUUAGUGGUUCUGGAGUGCCGAGUAAAAGGCACUCCCUCCCCUAAAGUGGACUGGUACCGGGAGGGCACACUUAUUGAAGAUUCCCCAGACUUCAGAAUCCUUCAGAAGAAACCAAGAUCUAUGGCUGAAUCUGAGGAGAUUUGUACUUUGGUUAUUGAGGAGGUCUUUCCAGAAGAUUCUGGAACAUUUACUUGCAUAGCCAGCAAUAAAUAUGGCACAGUUUCCAGUACUGCUGCAUUGAGAGUAAAAGGACACAAUAAUAACAGCACCAACCCUAAAACAACAAGCACUUUAACAGUGGAAUCCUCUCUACAAAAGGUUCUGGAAACCAAACUGAUGUCAACAACUUUAAACCGUAAACCAGAUGUUCCUCUGGUAAACACCAAGCUUCAUUCAAGUAUGAUUUGCCUUGACCCUUUGAGCUCUGGAUUUAGGCAUUCAGACUUUCAGGACUCUGGAUCGCUUCGCUCAGACUCCCUAACUCCUAGUACGCUUCGCCAUGAUCUCACCGCUAGCCUACCUAGUCUAAACCCUCUCAGCAUUGGAAAAUACAGCUCAGAUACUUUCAGGACUAGUUUACCUCAGCUAGACCCACUCAGCUUCGGUUCAUCUUCACUGAACUCAGACACAAACCAUAAGUCUCUCAGCUCUAUCACAACACACUUUGAUUCAGGAGGGUCUGGUUUUAAGCCUUCCACAGAAGUGACCCAAAGUCCACCAAAUGGGUCAGCCUCCAGUAUCACUAUGAGCUCUGAUGCCUGGGUUGAACCAUUAGCAAAUUGUUCAAAACCAACCCCCAGCCCUUCUGUUACUAGUGUCCCACCAGUUAACUCCAGUAACCCUCAAGAGCGACCAACUGUUAAACCCCUACCAGAUCCCCCAACAUCUUGCCUCAAGACAAGACCCGAGGGUGUGUUAGGGAAUCACAACGAAUCUCGCUCUAGUGCCCGAGCUGGCCUCCGUGUAACCUUUAAACUCCCAGAGGAUGAAGACGAGGAAGAAAAAGAAAUGGCAUCUAAAGAACCACCACCUGUGUUUGCUAAACCAAAAUUAGAUCCAGUGCAACUCCAGAUCCUCCACAAUCAGGUGCUUCUGGAACAGGGGCAGGAAAAUGUCUCCCCAAACCAAGAUUCUCCACAUUUAGACAGGACAAGUUGUGAACCACCCCCUGUCAAGCCACCAAACCCUCCUGCAAAUCCAAUUCCAUCCCAACUCCAACCACCUCCUCUUAUAAUGAACUCUGCACCAAUUCUACUGCCAAUCCCUGCACCUGUCCCGCUACCUCCUACAGCACCUGCUCCCAUUUUAAAAGCUGUACCUGUAUCCCAAUUGAGCAUGCCUUUAAACAAUUCCAUGCCAAUGCCCCAGCUUACUCCAUCAGCCACAACAUUACACAACCACCCUCCAAUACCUCAACAAAAUCUGGUUCCUACUACUUUAAGUACUGUUCCACCAGGUAUGGUUCCCUCUAACCUACUAACCCAAAUGAAUAUGGUGCCCACUCCUCCACAGCUGAAUUUGGGGCCAAUCUCAACCAGUGUGGCUCCAGUUGCCCCUAUGACAAGUGUAAUCCCAACAAUCCCAAUAGUUCAAUCCGGAGGUGUUUCUAACAUCCCUAUGCCUCCAAAUUUGGCACCUUCUAUGCAUUUUCCCCAACUUAUCAUGGCUCCAACCACCCAACCUAACCCCAACCAUGUGCCCAAUAUUCCACCCAUCACUCCUACCCCUCAUAUUUCACAAAUUACCAUGAAUCCAACCUUGCAGAUGAACUCUGUUCCCAUUAGUGACUUGAGUGUUGCCAGAACACAGGCACUGAUGUCACUUAAUGCAUCAGCAGUGAACAACACUGUGCCAAAGUUAAACACCACCACAAAUUCUCACCCCAGCAUGGCUCCACAAGACACAAAUUCCCAAGGUGUAUCUUAUCCACACCUGAGUAAAAUCACUUCACCACAUCCAGUGAGAAAUCAGCCUGCAUCGAUCCUGAGUCCAAUGUCUCCACCUCCGUUGAAUGACACCCAGCCUCCACUUCCUGGGAUUAUUCCGAUCUCCACCCAGAGCUUCACCUACACAAGGCCGAAGGAGUUCAUCGCGGCCCAGGCGCUCUCUCCUAUAAGGAGUCCUUCCCCAACCGAGUCUCCUGUUCCAAUGCUCCAUGAAUUAGCUGCACAGAUAUUCCCGAAGUCAACACGGGAGCUCAUGUCGCCUGUCAACCAGUUAACUCCGUCCCCAAGAAAGUUCCCAACAAGAGUUCUGGAGUGUCCAAGCAGCCCACCAUAUGUGUCCUCACCACCUCUUCUGCCUCCUGGGCUGGUGAAUUCAGUGUUUUCUUUUAGAACUCAGUCACCCCCACAAGCUUCUUCACCAACGUCUAGCAGCUCCACUCCUAGCCCCAUCCAAAAUCCAGUGGCCUUCCUUAGUUCAGUCCUUCCUUCACUUCCAACAUCUCCUCCGACCAAUGCCAUGGGACUGCCUAAGAGGGCCCCACCUGGGCCUCAAGCUGCGUUAAAGAAGAAUCAAAGAGGCUCCAGAGUCAUGUCCGAUGACGAUAUCCGCGAGAGCAAGGAGUCACUCUUACAAGAUAUUGAGAAGAAACUGCGUUUUAAAGAUGAACAGCUUCGUUAUGGACAGCAGAAGCAGAGUUAUGGGGGGGAAGUGAGCCCACCGCUCGGACCAAACAUUCCCACCGCAACUGUCAUUAACUAUGACGAGGAAUACAAGGUGUCGAGCUUUGAGCAGAGGCUGCUGGGUGAGAUCGAGUUUCGUUUGGAAAGAACUCCGGUUGAAGAGUCAGACGAUGAAGUCCAGCACGAUGAAAUUCCCACCGGAAAAUGCAUCGCUCCCAUCUUCGACAAGAAGCUGAAGCACUUCCGGGCUGUGGAGGGGAUCCCGGUCACGUUCACCUGUAAACUUGUUGGGAUUCCAGUUCCUAAAGUUUACUGGUUUAAGGACGGAAAGCAGAUUCUGAAGAAAAACGAGCACUAUAAGAAGAUCAGAGAGGGUGAUGGGACGUGUUCGUUACACAUAGAAGCCGUCACAAGUGACGAUGACGGCAACUACACAGUCAUGGCAGCCAAUCCACAGGGAAGAAUGAGCUGCUCGGGUCAUCUGAUCGUCCAAACGGGGCCCGUGCGAAACCGUCCCACCGUCCACUCGCAGAGAGUCCGAGCGCGUGUACAGGAAGUGGAGGGCGAGCCGGCUCAAGAGCGCUUCUUUCGUCCGCACUUCCUGCAGGCCCCGGGAGACAUGUCUGCUCACGAGGGACGCCUCUGUAGGUUAGACUGCAAGGUGAGCGGUUUGCCUCAUCCUGAGAUCAUGUGGCUCCUCAACGGACGGCCCAUAUACCCAGACCUCACUCACCGGAUGCUCGUGAGGGAAAACGGGAUCCAUUCUCUGGUGAUUGAUCCUCUGACUCAAGCCGACGACGGGACGUACACCUGCAUCGCCUCUAAUAAAGCGGGACAGAGCUCCUUCUGCCUGGAGCUCAGAGUCGUGGAAAAGGAGCUGAAGCAGGCGCCUCACUUUGUGGAGAAGCUGCAGAACACGGGCAUCGCGGAGGGCGCCCCGGUGCGUCUGGAGUGCAGGGUGGCGGGAAUGCCCCAGCCGCUCAUCUACUGGAAGAAAGACAACGACACCAUCCCUCACUCCAGAGACCGAGUCAGCAUGCAUCAGGACACCACGGGCUACGUCUGCCUGCUGAUUCAACCCACCAGAAAGGAAGAUGCUGGCUGGUACACGGUGUCUGCCAAAAACGAAGCGGGGAUCAUCUCAUGCACGGCCAGACUAGACAUAUACGCUCAGUGGUAUCAGCACGUUCAUGCGCCGAUGAAGAAAGCGCAGCUCGGCGGGAGUCGAUACGCUGCUCUCACCGGCCAGGGUCUGGACAUAAAGUCAGCCUUUUCCCUGAGCGACAGCGGCCCCGCGGCGUUCUCCUCCCAUCCAGAGCGGACGCUAGAAAGCGACGAGCUGUAGAGUAACGGCAAUCGUCCGACGCUCAUCCUCAGGCCCUUCUAGAUGCGGGUGGGCUCGGUGUCUCGGCAAUGGACGCGAAUGGGUGCCGUCGGUGAAGACCGACCCUUUUGUAGCGAAUACAUCACUGAGGCGUUUUUAACGUCCAACCAAAACGAAUCCUGAAGAAUUCGGCCCGAAAAUCAGCUCUCGUUCCGACGGCACCCAUUCACUGAAAGCAGUGCCACAUUUCUCACAAUCAGCAAACGUUCUGGCCGAGCUGUAUUCAGAUAUAGUGUUAGAUGAGCGUCUGAACGGGUGUUUUUUUGUUUUUUUUCCUCACUGCAUUUAACUUUAUUUGCACAUGAUUUAUUUUUUUGCCCUUCGAGGCGUUAUGUAAAUGCAUUCUGGUCGGUUUGUUGUAAUUUUUUUUUGGCUUAGUGUUUUCAUCUGCUCUUUUUAUUGCCAGCGGUGAAUGUGAACCGGUUUCAUUCGACAGAUCUGUUUUAACGCGUGAACUAUUAAUAAAAAACGAUUGAGAAAGCGAAAUUCAGUCGAGUGAUAUUUCGAGAUCUCUUUUAAACAGAACUCUACUGUGUCUCGCUCUCAUCUAAUCCUAAAUAAAGUUAACGCACUGCUGAAACCGAUCAAAUCUAUUUCUAAUCUGUUUAAUGAAGAACAAAGCAAGAAUCGGUCCUUUUACGCUGCGUGUGAAAAUGAAAAAAAUUAUCAUUUUGUCUCGUUUAUAUAAUAACGCCGAUGCUUCAGUUAAUUUUCCGUAGAGCAAUAUGACAGAUUAUAUAUUAAAUGUUAUAUUAGAUAUUAUAAGUUUACAAACCCAACGUAUUGUUAUACAGUCGCUAGAAGGAAUAAAUGCAAAUGCCUAUGUUGUGAAAAUGUACAAUAGUUGUUUUUCUUGAAAAUAAAGUUAUAUUUAUUCAA
Puntigrus tetrazona (Sumatra barb) is the source of this 6672-nucleotide messenger RNA. RefSeq names its product myopalladin (gene mypn). NCBI's taxonomy places the organism in Eukaryota, Metazoa, Chordata, Actinopteri, Cypriniformes, Cyprinidae. Gene Ontology annotation, molecular function: protein kinase activity. The record is from RefSeq and is a predicted model, not a curated record. The coding region runs from base 190 to 5754 and encodes 1854 amino acids. The transcript is spliced from 21 exons.